UGGAGUCAUGGAUGUCAUGUCAUGGGUGGAAUAAUUAUUAUUGAGUUUUGUAACUAAUCUGAAUUUGUUAUCAUAUCAUUUUGUCUGAAAGUCUUGAUUUUAUUGUGAUUCCGACAGUGUAAAUAAUAGGAUCGUGUUUAUUGUAGUAGAUUAGUGUUUCAUGUUAUUUUGUUGGAAUAUUUUAUACAUUUUCAAAUAAAAUUAUUUGUUGUUUUUCGAGUUCAUCAUGGGGAGUGAAAAAGAUCGAAUGUCGGAUCCGGGCGAAAGUGAAGAUAUACCAAGUGAUUUCUUUGACGAUUUUAACAGAGAUGAUUUUAUGGAAGGGUUAAGUGUUAUAGAUAGCUGGGAUGAAGAAGAUGGUGCCGGCAAGCGACGUGAGUCGCGUCGUAUCAACAUGGAGGCUAUCGACAACGUGAAGGACCUUCGUGAACUUAUUGGAGGAGAACCUAACAAGGAGGAACCAGAAAAACCGUCCAAGUCGUUCGUAAAGUUUGAUGAUAGGUUCAAGUGGCGCAAACAGGAGUCUCCGCAGCAGAGAUCUUCGAGCAGCUCUCAUAUGAAUGAUUUCAUCAAACCUGGUAGCAGACGUGAUCCUAGCAAGACUAAUGAAGCCAUCAAGAAAGAUAAGGAAGUUAAAGUUAAAGAAUACCUUGCGAAGCACUUGGAGUCUACUGAUGAUCUUCGACCUCCAGGGACUGAACUUGAUGAUUAUUUCGACGAAGAUAAAUCUAAAGAAGCUAAGAAAACUCCAAAACGUGUUGUGGAAGAAACCUUGGAUGAGCCACUCAACCCUGUGCAGGAACGGCAUGUUCGGGAAUCACCACCUCACUAUCGCAGCCCACGUCGUCAAAGUCCACGCCGCGCAAGUCCCCGCCGCUACAGCCCUCGUAGAAGAUAUAGUCCUAGAUGGAGUCCACGUCCACAUUAUCAACCACAUCCAUCUCACAUACACCAGUACCGACCUCGAUUCAGUCCACACAAAUUCUACAGAAAACGGUACAGUCCACCACGGCGCAGCCCACAACGACGUAGCCCACAAAGACGCAGUCCACCACGACGCAGCCCACCACGACGCAGCCCACAUCGUCGAUACAGUCCACAUCGGUCCCAUGAGCGCAGCCCUCGACGUCGUCGACCAUCCAGAUCUCCUACAAGGCGCCAUUAUGAUUCUAAAAGGGGACAUUCAAGAUCACGUUCCCCACAUCAAAAAGAUACUUUCCUAUAUCCAAAUGAACCAGGAAUGUCAGCGUAUCCUGUAGAACCUUAUAGUACUGAACCAGCACAGCUGUAUACUGCUCCUGUGCAAAGUGAAUUUCCUGGAAAUGUACCAGGAUAUACAUACCCACAAGGAGUAGCAUAUGGUGGUGGUUUUCCUGCUCCAUAUAACUAUAACUUAGCACCUGGUGCACCUAGUGGAAUGCCGGAGCCAGUACCAAUGCCCUCUAUAAACCCAAUUCCAGCAGCUUUAAAUGUAGCCCCAGCACCGGCCAUGGUACCAGCUCCUGCCCUCCCAGUUAUAGAGCAGAAAACACCAUAUGAUGCGUUGGCACAAUUAGUUGCAGAAGGGAAGAUUUCUCAAGAAGAUUAUCUUAAGCUUGCUCCUAAUAAAGGUGCAAGCAGUGUAAUGGAUUCAAAAACUUUAAGUGGAGUUAUGUCUCGGUGCAAUCAAGCUUUAGUCAAGUUAGAAAAAUUGCUCCUGCCCAACCACUUGAUGAUGAACAACCAUAUUGUCAAAUCAGAACCCAAGGCCUUGGAAUCAAAGUUUUGUUCGCCGCUGAAGAGACAAGCCACCAUAGAGUUCAACUUUACGAAAUCCAACGGACCUGUUCUGGCGCAGCAAAACAAGCAGCUUGUGGAGAGCAUUAUCACUACAAUUGGAUUGGAUAAGGUGGUAUCCAGAUAUAAAAAGAAACUCCCCAAAGACAUGAAGGAUGCGGCCGUCCAGACGACAAAACCGUUUUGUGAUGUGUGUGAAAUUCGCGAAUCUACAAGUUUCCAAGAAGCCAGUACUUCCACAGAACCUGAAUAUUUUAGUUCAUCAGUUCAUACUCAAGUUGUAGAACAGGAUUUGGUUAAUUCGAAAUCUGUUUUUAACCCAACCGGCAGCAUCUCCGAUGGAGCAUCCAUCUCUAUAGCUCAUCUGACUCCCGCGCAGUUGGUAUCCCAGCUAGCCGCGCGCGCGAAGACCUUGCAGCAAACCUCGCCUGUACCGCAGCCAAUGCAUCCGAAUCAAUAUGGUAGAAGAAACCCCAACUAUGACUAUGACGGCAGAGGCGGCGGCGGCCAACAGCAGUAUCACCAUAAUUACAAUAACUAUCGUUAUUAAAAUAACCUGUAAAUGAGCUGCAUAUCUGUUUUAAAAUUACAUACUUAGCAUAGGUAUUUCAAGCAAAAACUAAUGAACGUAAUGUUGCGAAUAUAUUAGUUAAGUUAAAAAUAAACCUAAUGUCCUCAUGAGUAAUUUGUUUGGCUGUACCUAUGUUUCCGUUUUUUUUGUUUUUAUAUUUUGAUCGUGAUAGUUUUACCAUAAAUGUUGUUAAAACAGAGUUCAAUAGUUCUAUAAUUGUGGUGACUGUGUUUUGUUGAAAUAGAUUUUAAGUACUGUACAUAUUAUGUCGACAAAAUUGUGAAGUUUUGUUGUUUAGAAUAAGGUGGUGUUGUUUUAUCAAAGGUUUUGAUAAAAACUAAACUGCAUUUUUAUGCCAGAGCAACACUGGUAAAUUUUAUAUUUUUACUCAAGUUGAUGGCCGAAUAACUGCUGUUUUACGGAUACUUUACGGAGUCAUUGCAAAUGUGAAAAAAUGUUAUAUGGAAAUGGAACUUCUUCUUGCUCGGUGUCUUCGACGAGCCCUGCAUACCUACUGGUCCUGACAAGCCGAGGCGUCUCAACUCGAAAGAAAAAUAAGAAGAUUGAAAUUUGAAGUUUUUUGUGCUAGAUUACCUAUUGAAGUGAAAGCAAAAAUUGUAUGUCCAAUCCAAUAUGAUUGCAAAUACCUUCAGAAAUCUGUACCUACGUAGGUAUUACUUCAAUCUUAUACCUCAGCUUACUAGAGCGAACUGAUUGUAAUGAAGACGUGAUCAUAUUGGAUUGGAUUUUUAAUUAUGACUUCACUGUAAUUUCAUUCCUAUUCCUAUUUCUUUUGUACUUAUUUCAUUGUUACUAAAUGUUCAUCAAAAUAGAAUACUUACCUAGACUAAAGAGAUAUAGCACCGUCUUAUACGGGUACCUAUUUGUGUAGUAAACUUAUAUUAGCGUUAAUUUUUCUUUAUUUACCUUUUCUGAUUAGAUGGAUAUAUGUAACAAAUAAAUGGUAAAAUAUGUUUAAGGUGAAAUCUAAGAAAGAAAAUUUUUAUACUCACCGACUCUAUACACCAUACUGAAAAGGUAAUUUUGGUAACUCUUAACAUUACUAAUUACCUAAUGUUGGGUAGUUUGACAUUGACUUACUUUCUGCGAAUACUGCGAGUAGUGUUCAGACAUCCAAAACCAAAAAAUGUUUUACAAAGUUUAUAUAACUAUUCAUAGAACUUAAGUCAGUCUUAUAUUAUGGGUGUUAUGUUCUAUUGUCAUUAGAUUAAUAAACAAAUAGGUGUUAGAAAUUAAAGUAAAAGAUAAAACAAAACGUCUGUGCAAUUUUAUAGGUGUUUAUAAAAUGUCUCAAAGAAUAAAAGUUACAAAAUGUUUUUAUUUGUUUAUUACGAAAUGUUAUUCCUCAACUGUAACAGAAGACUCAAGAAAUACACACUUCGAAGCGUAA
This is a messenger RNA of Spodoptera litura, 3758 nucleotides long. RefSeq lists its product as uncharacterized. NCBI's taxonomy places the organism in Eukaryota, Metazoa, Arthropoda, Insecta, Lepidoptera, Noctuidae. The record is from RefSeq and is a predicted model, not a curated record.